Dictyostelium purpureum is the source of this 981-nucleotide messenger RNA. RefSeq lists its product as uncharacterized. The record is from RefSeq and is a predicted model, not a curated record. The transcript has 3 exons. The coding region runs from base 1 to 981 and encodes 326 amino acids. NCBI's taxonomy places the organism in Eukaryota, Evosea, Eumycetozoa, Dictyosteliales, Dictyosteliaceae.
AUGGAUCCCAAUAACUUUAAAAAUUUAAAUAAAAAUAUUAAUUUUCCUCUAUUAGAAAAUAGUGUAACAGCUCCAUUAGGUUUUCCCCAUUAUCUAUCUCCAUCAUCAUCUCAAUCAACUUCUCGAUCUUCAUCAAGAUCUACAUCUCCAUCAUCAUCACCUUCGAACUCUCCAUCAUCUCAUUUUAAUUUUAUUCCACCAUCAUUUAUACACCCAUCAGCGGUGCUUUCACAACAGGAAUUACCCCCACCACACCAUUCAAAAAAAGAAAUUAAAAUUGAUAAUGGUUGCAAUCACUAUUUAUCUAAUUUUAAAAAACAAAAAAUAGAACAUCUCUUAUAUUAUAUAAAUAAUGAAGAUGAUAUUGAUGAUUUUCAAAUAAAUCCAAACAUCACAAUUAAUAAUAAAAAUCAAAAUGAUGUAAAUAAUGAAAAAAUUAAAAAGAAAAAAAAAAUUAAAGCAAUUCUAGAAAAUCCAAUUAACAUAGAAAACAAAAUAAAACUUAUUCAAUCUAUAACUGCAAAUCAAAUAUCAAUUUCAGAAUUAAAUACUGAACAAAUUCAAACAAUUGAUUCAAAAAUAUUAUCAAAGAUGACAAAACAAUUCUGCUUAAUUUUAUUUGACAAAUAUAGAGUCCCAAACAAAGAUUUGAAGCUAAUCUUUAAAUUUCAAUUGGAUGAUAUAUGUAACGAAUUUUUAGUGGCCCCCGAUAAAUACCAAUGUCAACUAGAGCAAUGUAGAAACAAAGGUUUUGUUUGUAAAGCAAAGGCUUAUUUUAAUAAACAUCUUCUCUCGAAUCAUUUGGAAAUAGUUAAAAAAAGACAAGUUAAUAAUAGACCAGAAGAAAAUCAAAAAGAAUGUGAUCAUACCGGAUGCAAAAUGAUGGUCGAUCACCAUCUAUGCACACCAUCUGAAGUCGAAAAAUGCCCAAGAUGUAUUAUAAUUAAAGAAAAACACUUUUGGAUUUUUUUAAAUAUUUAA